AUGAUGUUCGGAGAAUCAUCUAGGAGAUAUCCAAGAAUCAGCCACGUAUCCAAUUCCACCGGAGAUAUCGGCAGCGAUUUCGGAAGCAGCACCGAGUACGCCAGCUACACCGUCGUUGUCCCUCCGACGCCGGAUAACAACCCGGCUCCGGUUCAAAUCGCGCUCACAGACAUCGAUUCCGGUUCAUCUUACAAAGACGACGAACCGGAUCAAACCGAUCUGAGAAUCGGUGAAGAAGACGAUGCCUUGCUCCACAAGAUAUCUCAACCUUUGACCCGUGUCGUCAAAAUCUCUCCGAUCAUCAUCGCUCUGUAUCGGGUUCUAAUAUUUGUUCGAAUCGCAUCUCUUGUUCUGUUUCUCUUAUGGAGAAUUAGAAACCCAAACAAUAAAGCAAUCUGGUUAUGGUUUCUCUCUGUAAUCUGCGAAAUCUGGUUCGCUUUCUCUUGGUUAAUCGAUCAAAUCCCCCGGCUGUUUCCGGUUAACCACGGAACCGACAUCGAAGCCUUGAAGGCCAAAUUCGAAUUACCAAACCCGACGAACCCGACCGGUAAAUCAGACCUUCCUGGAAUCGAUGUCUUUGUUUCAACCGCUGAUGCAGAGAAAGAGCCACCACUGGUCACAGCCAACACAAUCCUCUCGAUUUUAUCAGUUGAUUAUCCUCUUGAGAAGCUCUCUUGCUACAUCUCAGACGAUGGAGGAUCGCUUCUAACGUUUGAAGCAAUGGCUGAAGCUGCUAGCUUCGCCAAAAUAUGGGUACCGUUUUGCAGGAAACACAAGAUCGAGCCGAGGAAUCCAGAGAGUUACUUUGGUUUGAAAAGAGAUCCUUAUAAAGGUAAAGUGAGACAUGAUUUCGUUAGAGAGCGACGGUAUGUGAAACGAAGCUACGAGGAGUUUAAAGUUCGUGUUAACGCGCUUCCUCAUUCGAUUAGACGGAGAUCAGAUGCGUUUAAUAGCAAAGAAGAGAUUAAAGCUUUGGAGAAAUGGAAGAUAUGGAAAGUGAAAGUAGACGAGGAGCAAGAAAACGAACCAAGACCUAGUAUUGUAGCUCCUAAAGCUACUUGGAUGAGUGAUGGAACUCAUUGGCCAGGUACUUGGUCUGUUCCUUGUAGAAACCAUUCAAGAGGCGAUCACGCUAGUAUUAUACAGGUGUUGCUUGAUCCUCCUGGAGACGAACCGGUUAAAGGUAGAGGCGGUGAUGGGUUUGCGCUGGAUUUCGAAGAAGUAGACAUUCGUUUACCGAUGUUUGUUUACGUGAGCCGAGAGAAACGACCUGGUUAUGAACAUAACAAGAAGGCAGGAGCUAUGAACGCUUUGGUCCGAGCCUCGGCUAUUAUGUCAAAUGGACCGUUCAUAUUGAACUUGGACUGUGACCAUUACGUCAACAACUCUAGAGCCUUUAGAGAUGGGAUCUGUUUCAUGAUGGACCGUGACGGAGACCGUGUUUGCUACGUUCAGUUUCCACAGAGGUUCGAAGGAAUCGAUCCCUCUGAUCGCUAUGCUAACAAGAACACUGUCUUCUUCGACAUUAACCUGCGUGCUCUCGACGGUGUCCAAGGUCCAAUGUACGUCGGGACCGGAUGUCUCUUCCGUCGAACCGCUCUUUAUGGUUUCGACCCGCCUGAUGUUUUGUUGGAAGAAGAACCCUCUUGUUGCUGUUACCCUCAGUACAAACAACGUAGCCCCGCAACAGUAGCUUCUGAACCGGAGUACUACAUUGACGUUGAGGAAGAAGAUCCGGUCGAUCUCUAUUCGAUUCCAAAGCUAUUCGGUAGCUCGAGUAUGCUAGUGAACUCGGUGAAAGCUGCGGAGUUCCAAGGUAGACCAUUAGCCACAAUUCAGCCGGGGAGGCCAGUACGCUUGGUCCGUCCUCCCGGCUCGUUAACCGGAAGCCGCCACUCGCUUACAGUAGCUACUGUAAGCGAGGCGGUUAACGUGGUUUCUUGCUGGUACGAGGACAAGACGGAAUGGGGAACUAACGUUGGAUGGGUCUACGGUUCGGUGACCGAAGACGUAGUGACCGGUUUUCGUAUGCACGAGAAAGGAUGGAGAUCUUUCUACUGCGUAACGGAGCCUGACGCGUUUCGUGGGUCUGCUCCGAUAAACCUAACAGACCGGCUCCACCAGGUUCUCCGUUGGGCCACCGGUUCAGUCGAGAUCUUCUUCUCAAGAAACAACGCCGUUUUAGCCGGUAGGAAACUCAAGUUCCUACAGAGAAUCGCUUACCUCAACGUUGGAAUAUACCCGUUCACUAGCGUUUUCAUCUUAACGUAUUGUUUCCUCCCGCCGUUAUGUCUCUUCUCCGGUCAGUUCGUCGUUGAUAGCCUCAAUCCAGCGUUCCUCAGUUACCUUUUGACGAUCUCGUUGUCUCUUUGUGGUUUAGCUGUUCUUGAAGUUAAAUGGUCUGGUAUCUCUUUAGAAGAAUGGUGGAGGAACGAGCAGUUUUGGUUAAUCGGUGGCACGAGUGCACAUUUAGUCGCUGUUCUUCAAGGGAUACUAAAAGUUAUCGCCGGUAUCGAAAUCUCCUUCACGUUGACUUCGAAAUCUUCUUCAGGAGGAGGAGAUGAGGAAGAUGAUGAGUUCGCUGAUCUUUAUCUGUUUAAAUGGACGUCUCUGAUGCUUCCUCCUUUGACGAUUAUAGUCUUGAACGUUGCGGCGAUUCUUUUCGCGGUUUGUCGAACGGUUUUCAAAGAGAAUCCCAAUUGGAGUAAUCUGAUUGGUGGGACGUUCUUUGCCGGUUGGGUUUUGGUUCAUAUGUAUCCGUUUGCUAAAGGUUUGAUGGGAAGAACAGGGAAAACUCCGACCAUUGUUUAUGUUUGGUCGGGACUUAUCGCUAUUUGCUUCACUCUUCUCUAUGUUACCAUUAACAAAUCGGGGAUUGAUGGUGGUUCGUUUCAGUUCCCUUAG
Messenger RNA from Eutrema salsugineum, 2904 nucleotides. Its product is annotated as putative cellulose synthase-like protein D6. Gene Ontology annotation, molecular function: cellulose synthase (UDP-forming) activity; mannan synthase activity. Gene Ontology annotation, cellular component: plasma membrane; trans-Golgi network. The record is from RefSeq and is a predicted model, not a curated record. NCBI's taxonomy places the organism in Eukaryota, Viridiplantae, Streptophyta, Magnoliopsida, Brassicales, Brassicaceae. Bases 1 to 2904 code for a protein of 967 amino acids. The transcript has 3 exons. Gene Ontology annotation, biological process: cellulose biosynthetic process; plant-type primary cell wall biogenesis.